GUAACUUGUUUAUGUGUCAUUUCUUAAACGCACUCAACGUUAAGACAAGUAAACAGAUAGAUCUCGACAAUAGACAGUGAUUUGGUAGAGAUUUAACUUGUUGUAAUCAUCAAGUUUAGUGCCAAAAACAUUAGCUUUACCAAGCAAUUUGCUUCAGUAAUUACGAAUUCUUAUUAUUAGUGAUUCAUCUUGGAAAAUUAACAAUAUUUCAUUUAGAAUCGAGAAUAUGAAGAUGGUAUUAGGGAUGCAGAAAUCACACUAUUCCGAGGAGUCAUCUGUAGGACAUAAGGAGGAGGGCUUAGAAGUUAAAAGUGGCAGCCUUCACAUGGUCCAAUGCUGUAGUGGACACCUUGUAAAGUUACCAGUAUUAGUUCAAGUGUAUAAAAACUGUUUCGAACAUUAUGCUGUUAUUUACAGAGACGCUAAAUAUACAAGUUCAGCUGUAUAUCUCAGUCUGAAGAAUUGUAAAGUGUUCAAAUGUGAUAAUGAUAAUAACGAGAUAAUGUUGGUCCAGAAUGAUAUAGAUGGAAGUAGUUUAACCCUACAGGUCAACAGUAAGAAAGAUGUAAAUGAAUGGAUUUCAGUGUUACAAUCCGGGUCUUCAACGAAAGGGUCUGGGUCUCCGACAUUCAGAAGAGCUGCUUUGAUGCCUGUACUGCAGGAAUCGUUAGAGGAAGAUAGUGAGGAAGAAGAAGUUGAAAGUUGAAGUAUUUUAACUCUUGACUGACUUUUCAACGAAAACAUCAAGUUUUCACACAAACUAUUGGUGAUUUCCUGAAUCAUGUAGUAAUGUGAAGAGAAUUUACACAUGACUAAGUUACAUUCCACUUAACACGUAACUUUCCUAGUCAAAAGGGAUUGGAGAAUAUCUUUUGUGGGUAUUGUAACAUUUACCGUCAUAUUGAACUUUCGCAGUGAAAGAAAUAUGUUGUGUAAAAUAGUGACACUAUUGUUUGGUGCUAUUUCGGUUGUUAAUAAGAUUAAACACAACGAACAAUAAGACUUAACUGUGAAUAUCAGAAUUCCUAUUUGUGUAGUGUUCCUAUAUGGUGCUAUGGCACUCUUGACUACUAUAUCUUAUACUUAUUUGUACUUAUGGCUUAAGUUUGAUAUCAGUCGCUUUCAUCAAGGUAAUCAGAUCAUAAGAUGUAAACAUUUUUAUUCUUUUCGUUACAAACAAACGUAACAAUAUUUUAUUUCUGUAUCAUUUUGCAUUUUCUACGAAAACAAUGUCGGUCAUCUAUCCUCUUACAAAUUUGAAAUCCAUCGCCCACUAUCGUUCAUUUAGGGAUUCCUAUUUAUAUAAUUCUUCAUUGUUUAGGAAUAAAGCAGGUUAAUAAGGGUGUUAUAUGAUAUAGGAAAUGACUGUAGGAGAUAAAGACACGAGGUCUACCUGAGUGCAAUAUUUACCUGUUUAUGGAGUGUUUAUAGGGGUAUAUGCGUCACUGCCCGUUAUUAUAAUGGAUUGAAGUAUUUAAAUGCCUACCCUUCUCAUGCUCAUUGUUAAAACACUCGUCGUCUGUGAUAUCUAUUAUUAUUUAUUUGUUUUUAAUACAUGUAUUUUUAUAUGUUUUUAAUGUUGAAUAAAAAGUAUGAAAAUUA
This is a messenger RNA of Mytilus californianus (California mussel), 1602 nucleotides long. RefSeq lists its product as uncharacterized. The record is from RefSeq and is a predicted model, not a curated record. Lineage: Eukaryota; Metazoa; Mollusca; Bivalvia; Mytilida; Mytilidae. The transcript has a single exon. The coding region runs from base 227 to 706 and encodes 159 amino acids.